UACCACAGAGUGAAUAAUAAAUUGACGACGGAAGUUAAAGUUACGUUUAGGUUCAAACUAUGAAUGCUAAAUACGGUGCGACAAACGCUGAAAUUAUAGAGAACAGUGUAAAGGAGGACGACCCUGUUAAGGAAAUUGAUUUGAGUAUCCCAUGCAAGAGGCGAGGAUGGUGGCGAGUGAACCAAAAUCUGCUUUACGGCUUAGGCCAUAUGUACAACGACCUAUGUGCAGCAAUGUGGUUUUCCUAUAUGAUGCUGUUCUUCCAAGCGGUACUUGAAAUGAGGGCUGUCGUAGCCGGCGCGAUGCUAUUGUUAGGUCAAGUGGUAGAUGCCCUCGCGACUCCAGUCGUCGGCGUUUUGGCUGAUAAGUACAGCACUAAGAAAUUUUGGCAUUUAAUAGGUUGUGCAGUGGUAACGUGCACGUUUCCUCUACUAUUCAUACGAUGCUGGGGAUGCAGACCCGGCGUCAACACAGAAUAUCUGUCCUGGUGGAUGCCUUUUUAUUACGCUAUCCUAGUCAUAUUCUUCCAAAUAGGUUGGGCGGUAGUGCAAAUCUCCCACUUGGCAAUAAUACCAUCAAUUACUGACAAUCUACAGAUACGCUCAGAAUUGACGUCAAUAAGAUAUAUGGCUUCAGUUAUAUCGAGUCUAACUGUCUACUUCAUAACGUGGAUCGUUUUGAGAGCGACUAACUACAGUACGUUUAUUGGACCAUCAGAUGAUUACAAAUUUCGGGACGUAUCACUAAUUAUUUCAAGCAUUGGAAUAGCUUCUAGUAUAAUAUUCCAUGUAUUCUUUAAACUAAAACCUCCUAUAGAAGAGAUUAAACCUAAAGAAAAUGGGCGUUCAGUGGAAGCCGGUGAAAAAGAUUCUACAAUACUAUCGGCAAAGUCCAAAAUAAUGCAUUUCUUGCAAAUGCCUUUGUUAUACCAGACAAGUUUAUUGUACGUUUUUUCGAGGUUGUACUGGGCAUUGAGUCUUGUUUACGUUCCUCUUUUCCUAGAGGAACGGUUAUCAGUGAAUCCAAACGCAGCUGAGGGCUCGGAAUUAGUUGCCAGCGUACCUCUCGUACUUUAUAUCUCGUCGUUAUUUUUCUCCUUUCUGUUAAAAAGCAACAUUAACAAAUUGGGACACCAGGUUGCGUAUCUGAUUGGCAGCUUUCUCAGUCUGGUGAGCUGUAUGUGGAUUGCAUUAGCAAUAAACCCAGAAGCAAAUGUAGUACAAAUAUAUUUGGUGGCAACAUUAAUAGGCGCUGGCAGUUCUAUUACCCUAGUCUCCAGUCUAUGUGUCACAGCUGAUUUGAUAGGACCACACUCACACCAGGGCGCGCUGAUUUACUCUAUUGUGACGUUUGCGGACAAGUUGGUGACAGGAAUCGCUGUGGUUGCUAUCGAAAACUAUAAAUGUGACGAUGCGCUGGAUUGCCCGCAGUACUACCGUGGAGUUCUCACAUACGCGUGCGGAGGCAGUGCAGUUCUCGGCAUACUCUCCUUAUCUAUAACUACUCUAACUUCUAAGCGUUGUAAAACUUAAGAAUGUAAUAUAAUUUUUGGCUCCAUGAAUGAGUCUGGAAGUGAUUCUAUGAGUGAGAAGGGUGGAAAGAGUGAUUCCAGUGGAACAGGUUCAGGAAGCGAAAGUGAGAGUGGUUCAAGUUCUUCUGGUUCGGGGACUCCUGGCCAAUCAGGAUCGGACAAGUCGUCGAAUGCUGACAGAUCACAACAGAGUGAUGAUGCAAAAUCAUCACCAAAACACAGCAAUGCUAAUUCUUCUAAAUCAGAUCAUCACACUGACAAAGACUCUUCAGACGAUUCUAUCACAAAGCGUAAAUCUAGAAACAAUCAUGGUAAAGUUAAAUCAGAUCUAUGGGAAGACAAUCCUGACAUGUUUGGUAUUAGGCGAUCAGGUCGUUCAAGAAAAGUUCCAGAUAGAUUAAAACUCGCUGAUAGUGACUCUAGUGAUAAAGGACGAAGUCAUACUAGAAAAAGUAGAAGAAAGAGUGACUCUUGGAAUUCAGAUACCUCAGAUAGUGAUAGCGACCUAAAAGGUUCACCACCUCCACCGUCAAAACGACCAGGCCAAAGAAGUGUACCUUUAAGAAAAAAGAAACCAACAAGAAGAAGAUUUACAAGUGAUGAAGAUGAGAGCUCGGAAGCUUCUGAUGAAGAUACUAAGAGAACUGCAACACGACGUGCGGGGGCUGCAGUAAGCUACAAAGAAGCUAGUGAUGAACAGACUGACUCGUCUGAUCUUUUGGAGAAUGAGGGGGGUGAAGAUGGGGAGGGAGAAGCGGAACCGGAGCUCGAAGAUCACAGUGAGACUAUUGAAAGGGUUUUGGGUCAACGACGCGGAAAGAAAGGAGUCACGGGAAAUGUGACUACAGUUUACUAUGUAGAAGAGCAUGGCGAUCCAAAUGAAGGUUGUGAUCCUGAGGAUGAGGAAUCAACUGAACAACAGUACCUGAUUAAAUGGAAAGGCUGGUCGCAUAUCCACAAUACAUGGGAGUCGGAGAAAACACUAAAUGAACAAAAAGUUAAGGGCAUGAAAAAGUUGGAAAAUUAUAUAAAGAAAGAAGCUGACUUAUCUUGGUGGAGAAAGCAAGCAUGCCCUGAAGAUAUUGACUAUUUUGAAUGUCAGUCUGAAUUACAACAAGAGCUAGUCAAAACAUAUAAUAGCGUCGAAAGAAUAUUUGCUGAACAAACGAGAGAAUUAGAAGGAGGUGGAACAGCCCACGAAUACUUCUGUAAGUGGGAGUCGUUGCCGUACGCGGACUCAACAUGGGAAGAUUCACCUCUUAUAGUAAAAAGGUGGCCUGAAGAAGUAGAACACUUCAAAUACAGGGAAGCGGCGAAGACAACACCAUCCAGGCAUUGUCCUGUUUUAAAACGCCGUCCCAAAUUCCACCAAGUCAAAGAACAACCAGAAUACAUGGGCAAAGAUCAGACUUACAUACUGAGAGAUUAUCAAAUGGAUGGGUUGAAUUGGUUAAUACAUUCCUGGUGUAAAGACAAUUCCGUUAUAUUAGCUGAUGAAAUGGGGUUAGGCAAAACUAUACAGACAAUAUGUUUUUUAUACUAUCUGUUUAAAACGCAACAAUUAUACGGGCCUUUUCUCUGCGUUGUACCCCUAAGUACAAUGACUGCGUGGCAGAGGGAGUUCGCGCAAUGGGCGCCAGAUAUUAAUGUCGUAACUUACAUCGGCGAUGUAAGCAGUAGGCAUAUUAUCAGGCAAUUUGAGUGGAGCUUUGCCAGUUCGAAGAGAUUAAAAUUCAACGCAAUACUUACGACUUACGAGAUUUUAUUGAAAGAUAGACAGUUUCUGAGGUCCUUCAGUUGGGCUUGCUUGUUAGUCGAUGAAGCUCAUAGGUUGAAGAAUGACGACUCAUUGUUAUACAAGGCACUUAAGGAAUUUGAUACCAACCAUAGAUUGCUGGUCACUGGUACACCGUUACAGAAUUCUCUCAAAGAAUUAUGGGCGCUUCUACACUUCAUAAUGCCUUAUAAGUUUGAAACAUGGGAAGAUUUCGAGAAAGAUCAUGAAGAUGCAGCAACAAAAGGUUAUGAGAAGUUACACAAACAAUUAGAACCUUUUAUCUUGAGGCGGCAGAAGAAAGAUGUGGAAAAAUCAUUGCCUGCAAAAGUGGAACAAAUAUUAAGGGUGGAAAUGACAGCAAUACAAAAACAGUACUACAAGUGGAUUCUUACAAAAAACUAUAGCGCAUUGCGAAAAGGUGUAAAAGGCUCAAUAAAUACAUUCAUUAAUAUUGUUAUAGAGCUAAAGAAAUGUUGUAAUCAUGCUCUCCUUACUAAACCAGAGGAGUUUGAGACUAGAGCUUCACUUGCUACUACAGACGCUGUUGAGAAACUACUGCGGGGCUCUGGAAAACUUCUGUUAUUGGACAAACUGUUAUGCAGGUUGAAGGAAACUGGUCACCGUGUUCUUAUAUUUUCUCAAAUGGUUAGAAUGCUGGACAUAUUGGCCGAAUACUUACAAAGGCGGCACUUUUCGUUUCAACGUCUCGAUGGAAGCAUAAAGGGGGAACUGAGGAAGCAGGCUCUUGACCAUUUUAAUGCAGAAGGUUCCCAGGACUUUUGCUUCUUACUGUCGACACGUGCUGGUGGCCUCGGUAUCAACUUAGCGACUGCGGACACUGUAAUUAUAUUUGAUUCCGAUUGGAACCCGCAAAAUGAUUUGCAAGCUCAAGCUCGCGCCCAUCGUAUCGGACAAAAAAAUCAGGUCAAUAUUUAUCGAUUGGUAACCGCCAGGUCGGUGGAAGAAGAUAUCGUUGAGAGGGCAAAAAGAAAAAUGGUUCUCGAUCACCUUGUGAUACAAAGAAUGGACACUACAGGGCGUACCGUGCUCAACAAGCGCGACGCGGCAGGAACCAACGCUAGCAACCCAUUUAACAAGGAAGACUUGAAUGCCAUUUUGAAAUUUGGUGCUGAGGAAUUGUUCAAAGAUGAUGAUGAAAAUGAAGAAGACCCUGUUUGUGACAUAGAUGAAAUUUUACAAAGAGCAGAAACAAGAGAUGAAGGGCCCUCUAUGGUGGGUGAUGAAUUACUUUCAGCAUUCAAAGUGGCUAGUUUCGCUUUUGAUGAAGAAAAAGCUGUCAUGGAAGUCAAGAAAGAUGGCACAGAAGAAGCAGCAAAGGACUGGGAUGACAUAAUUCCAGAACAUGUUAAGAAAAAUUUAGAAGAGCAAGAGAAAAAUAAAGAAAUCGAGGACUUGUACUUACCACCUAGAAGAAAGAAUAUGCAACAAAAUAAUGCUGAAGGCGGUCGAAAGAGACGAGGUCGCAGUACUGGUGAGGGCGGCGAGGGAGCGGAUGGGGAUGCCGAGAGUGAUGGUUCGGACCCCGACGCGAGUGGCGAUGACGACCGACCCCGGAAACGCGGUCGACCUGCCGCUUCACAUAGGGAGAAAAUUAAGGGCUUCACUGAUCAAGAGAUAAGGAGGUUCGUUAAGAGCUACAAGAAAUUCUCUGCACCAUUAAAGCAUUUGGACAGCAUAGCAUGUGAUGCAGAGCUACAAGAGAAACCAUUGGCUGAACUGAAAAAGUUAGGAGAAAUACUACAAGAGAGAUGCAAAACUGUAUUGAAUGACACCAAGGAUGUACCCAACGAGCAGAGUGACGGUCGUAAGAAUGCAAGAAAAACUUUCAAGCUUGGCGGUGUGCCUGUUAACGCCAAAACAAUGGCAGCCUGCCAGGACGAACUCGCGCCCUUGGACGAUUUCUUGCCACAAACUAAAGAAGAAAGACUGAAAUGGCAAUUGGAUUUUAGGACGAGACCGGCAAAUUUCGAUACUGAAUGGGGAGUAGAAGAUGACUCGAAAUUGUUAGCAGGCAUUUAUCAAUAUGGUAUGGGAUCAUGGGAAGCUAUCAAAAUGGAUUCGUCAUUUGGUAUAGGUGAUAAAAUUCUCACGAAUGAAGUCAAAAAGCCACAGGCGAAGCAUUUACAAUCGAGAGCAGAUUAUUUGUUGAAGUUAAUAAAGAAAUUACUGGAUCAGAAAAACGGUAAACAGAAACAGAAGAAACCAAGAAUGAAAAAGGGAGCCAAAGAACCUAUAACCAAGGAUAUCAUAGAAGAUGAUCUAAGUUCUGGGGCUGAGAGCAAAAAAGGAAAUAAAAACUCUAAAAAUGAAAAAGGAGAUAAGGGCAAAUCAAAAGUUGAAGAUGUUUUGACACAUGAUGAAACAUCUAAUGACAGAAAAGAGAAAGACAAAAAGCGCUCAAAAAAGGAAGGUAAAGAUCGAACUAAAAAUGAUAAAGUUCGAAGUCGUAAAAAGCCAGUAGGUCCCAUGCACUUCACAGCCAACAAUGAACCUAGAGCUUUAGAAUUGCUAGGUGAUCUUGAUCCAUCUGUAUUUGAUGAGUGCAAAGAGAAAAUGAGGCCAGUGAAGAAAGCUCUACGCGCUCUGGAUAAUCCUGAUCAAACACUGUCAGAAUCGGAACAGGUUUCGCGGACCAGAGCUUGCCUGACUCAAAUAGGCAGCCAAAUAGAUAUAUGUUUAGCUGAAUACCCAGAUCCAGAAAAAAAAGUUGAAUGGAGAAGUAAUCUGUGGUAUUUUGUGUCCAAGUUUACAAAUUUUGAUGCAAAGCAAUUGUACAGGUUGUAUAGAUAUGGUCUAAAAAAAAGUGAUACUAAGAAGGUUGGAAAGCAUAAAGAAAAUAAGUCCAAUGUAAAAAAUAACAUAAAUAACUCAAAUAAUCAUGUCAAGUCGUAUAAGAAAGGAAGUAAACAUGACGAUAGUGACAGAAAAGAGAAAAGGCCGAAAUCCGACAAAGAUAAAGGUGAUAAGACUAAUGACAAGUCUCCACAUGCCUCAGGGAUUAAAAGGAAGCUGGAAGAAGGAGAAUGUGACCCUGAACCAACCGAAAAUAAACGACACGAGAGACAUAAACACAAGCACAAGGAUCGCAGAGAUAGAGAAGGAAGCUUGAAGCGGGACGAUUUGAUCUACAGAGAGCGGAGCCGGUCGGAGCGGGAGAGAGAACGCGACCGUGAUCGGGAUCGGGACCGGGAGCGAGAUCGGGACCGCGAUCGUGGAGAUCGUGAGCGGGACCGCGAGCGUGACAGGGACCGGGAACGUUCGCGUACGCGGCGUGAUAGCGGAGGCGGGGGUCCUCGGGUGCGUCCGCCCUAUGCGCAGCACGCGCACUCGGACCACGCCGUGCAUCCAGCGCACCCAGCGCACCCUACGCAUCCCGCUUGGACUCCACCUGCCUACCCCGGGCCCAGACAAUACCGAGGCGGAGAACGGACCGCGCGUCCUCAUGAUAAGAGAAGGUUCGGAGGCUACGGAGCAAUGGCAGGGCCAUAUGGCAGCGGUUAUUUUGAAGGCGCUGUGGUCCCAGCCAGCAUGGGUUUCCCGCCCGUACGUCCCUACCCGGACGAUUGGCGCGGUUACGCACAGCCGGAGUACGCUUACGAUGAGCGAGACUACGAGCGCGAGGUCUAUAGAAGAGAUUACGACCGACGCGCUCCUCCAACUUAACUAGCUCAUACAAUGAGCAUUGAUCAACUGUCUGUAAAUAUAGUUUUAAUUAAUACAAAAUAUGUAAAUAGCCGUAGAGAUCUCUUUCUGUGGACGCUGAUCUAGACUAUUAACUGUAAAGUGUAAGUGACAAAUAGUGCUGUGGAUUUUAUCGUGAUAAGCGAAGUGCGUCAUCGAUUUCGACUUUGGACAUUUAAUAAUAUUAUGACUAUGUAAGUGAGACUGUAUAGUGAAUUUAUUUAUUACCAAGUCUGUUCGAUUUAUUUGUUAAUUGUACAGAAGUUAGACAAAUAAAAUUUUUUUUUUUAUAUUGUUCCAAUUUUGUUGCCAAUUUUACCGGAUUGAAUUAAUGGUAUUGUGAUCUGCUAAUUUCUCUUGAUUUACUAUUUAUUCAGCGCUUCAAUUUAGGUGAUUAAUUUGAAAGAGACAGCCAGGUGAUAUGCGUAGUCCUUAGUCGAUGUACAAAAUAUAGCAUACGUUAGUAGAUUUGCAUAGUAAAGUAAAUCAUGUGCAAUCCAGAACAUUGUGUAUAGCUUAAAGGAACACAAACUUUGUCAUUGCAUUUUAGCAGUGGAAAGGAAAGAGCUGGGUUUGUAUUUCCUUUCUCGUACAUGCAUUUCAGAGUCCUUGUGGGGACUCGUACAGUCCUAUUUUUAUACAUAAUUAUGUAAAGCCUUAUUCUCUGUUACAUGAUGCUAAUGAGUGUAAUACGAGUGGGAGAGUCUUGAUGGUGUAUACCACAAUAAUAAACAUUAUUAAAGUUGAAA
Molecule: messenger RNA, 7759 nt
Organism: Pararge aegeria (speckled wood butterfly)
Lineage: Eukaryota; Metazoa; Arthropoda; Insecta; Lepidoptera; Nymphalidae
Gene: Chd1
Product: chromodomain-helicase-DNA-binding protein 1
Exons: 32
Biological process (GO): nucleosome organization; regulation of transcription by RNA polymerase II
Cellular component (GO): nucleus; chromatin
Molecular function (GO): ATP binding; DNA binding; histone binding
Source: RefSeq, a predicted model, not a curated record